CGCAACCCCGCGGCCCGGCCCGGCCCGGCCCGGCCCGGCCUUGGCCCGGCCCGGUCCAGCUAUGGCGCACUCGGCGCCUCUCGGCCUCCUGGAGCAGGGCUGCCCCAUCCAGGUGGAGCACGAUCGGAAGCGGCGGCAGUUCACCGUGCGGCUGAACGGUUGCCACGACCGAGCAGUGCUGCUCUAUGAGUACGUGGGGAAGCGCAUUGUGGACCUGCAGCACACCGAGGUGCCGGAUGCCUAUCGGGGAAGAGGAAUAGCCAAGCACCUCGCGAAGGCAGCCCUGGACUUUGUAGUGGAGGAGGACCUGAAAGCUCACCUGACGUGCUGGUACAUUCAGAAAUACGUCAAGGAGAACCCGCUGCCGCAGUACCUGGAACACUUGCAGCCUUAAGAUGGGACUGCUCUGACACCAGCACUCCUGUUCAACGCGGCCUUCGCUUCCCUGCGGUCUCAGGAAACCCCCUCCCACACUCACAAUUCCCAUUUUUUUAAGCGUGUCUAUGUGGUGCACAGACGUGGGCACAACCUCGUCUUCCCUGCCCAUGUCUGAGCAUGGCUGUGGCCACAGGCCAGGCAGACUCUGGGCACACAUGCCCCCCCCGGUGCUCUUUGUCCCAAGCCAGGAGCAGGAAGAGGAUGAUUUUCCCACCAAACUUCACGACAAAACCAGGGGAUACAUCCACACCUCAUCCUCUCUCCUCUGUUUGGCAACAUUUGUGAACUUGCUGGGUGAUGUUGUUUAGGGGAGGCUGUGGGGUAUCAGCCCCAUUUCCUUCUGCAGCUGUGGAUUAAACCUCAAGGACCAGAAGGAGGUGCUGGAGGAGCCCCAGCCCUGUGGGGUGGCAAUGAGACUACAGAGGCUGUGGUGGUGGCACCAGGACUGGCUGCAGGGAUGCUGGGAUGCUGAGAUCUCUGCAUCUGGAGAAAGGAGCUCUAUGAGGAUUGGUCUUUGUCCACUGCAGCAAAGCGUGAAGAGCGUGUGCAUGAAGAAGUGAUUCAGCUGAGUUGUGGAUGCUUCUCUCUGCAGGUGCCAGCUCCUGCCCAGCCUUCUGGACAUUGCCCCUCAUGGCUGUGGACUGUCAUUCUGCUCCCUGCUGCAGCAGACACAGCUUGCCCAGGAGAAAAGCGCCCACCAGGGUGGUUUCCUGCAGCUGAAGAGGAAGGCUCCUCCCAUCUCCCUCAGCUCCAGCCCUGCACCCAGCCUGUGCCCCAUACCGUGAGUUCCAAGCCAUCAUUGCAUCCUGAGAGCAGUGGGGGUAAAGCCACCGGAACCUGGUCCCCUCUCCAGGGCUCAAUGCUUGAGCCGCCUGCCCUGGCAUGGCUGCUGUUCACUGCUCCCCAUGGCUUUUGGGAAGCAGCUGUGCCACAGGGCACUGCCUGCCUGCUCACCACCACCUUGCAGCUGUGAGCCCAGGUGCUGGCAGUGUGGUGGAACAUCCUUGCCUUGUGCCAUUACCUCUGCAGAUGAUGACACUGUAGCAUGGUGCAGCGUUGCCGCUGUCAGAUGUAGAGGUAAUGGUAUGAUGGCAGAGUGCUGCCUGGCUCCUGUUUGCCCCUUCUCCUGCCUCACACAGGAUUUACUGGGCUAGACCUUCAGAGGUUUUCCCCCCAGGCUGUUAAGAUUUUGCAGUGCUCUGGGGCUGGGCUGCAGGGGGACAGCUGGCAUGGGCUCAGCCAGCAGCCAGGCAGCAGGAGAUAAGGAGCCUUUCACCUGGAGGCCAGAUCCAAACCCAGUUUAUCUCUUAGCAGGGACUAAAGUUUACAAUCUGUGCCACAGACUGAAUGAAUCCUUGGCCGAGCAAUGGCUCAGCCCUUUCCCAGAGCCAGUGCAGACUCCAUGGAGGCAACAGCAAAACGUUUGAGUAAAACUCUCGAGCUCUGUCCCUGCCCCAGCACUGUGGGACCCCUGCUUGUCGGCACCGUGCACCUCAGCAGAGACCUGUGCCCGGCUGCUGCCCCGUUGCCAGCUCAUGCCGCUCAGGAAAGUUCUUGAGCUCAGCCCUGCCCCUGCCCCACGUCUCUGCUCCUUUUCUGCCUAUUUCAACCCAGCUCCAGCCUUCGGGAUGGCUUUGAGGGACUGGGAGAGGGUCACAGAUAAUGAGCUAAAGAAGAUACCUGGGGUGCUAAAUGUUCACUCCUUAACUUGCAAACACUCUUUAGCAUUUGGUUCCAGGAGCAAGGCUAGCUCUGUUAUAGCCAAGUGAUGACAGAACCAUUCUAAAGUGAAGCUGAGCCAUCUCCUGCAAGCCAAGAUGCCAUUGUAUCUGUGCUGCAGCAGGGCUGUGUGCUCAAGGAGAUCUGUGCCUAGUUGCCUCCUGGGAGCAAUGGUGCAAGUGCAGUGCUGCACUCGAUGCUGGUUUGGUUCUGGUUCCCACUGUGGCAGUUCCCAGAAGUUUUUGUUGCUGGAGGAUGCGCCAGCAGGGCCUAGUGUCCCAGCCUGGCUCCCAUGCUGCUCUAGCAGCAUCCCCGUGCUUCCUGGUGCUGGAUCACAAGUGGCAAUCGCUGCCUUAAAUCAGGCACAGCACUUGGUUUUGCUGCUGCUUCCCUUUGAGGUGCUACAACCCCUCCAGUUUCUGACCUGACAGAGAUGUGCCAGGUUCCGUGCCAACUGUUUUACUGCUGUACCUGUUCUUCUGCCUCAGCCCCACAGCGUUUGAUGUCAGCAAAUAGCAAUACCCACAGGUCACCAGCAGUGCUGCCAUCCCUUGUUCUCCCGUGAAGCACUCCCAGCUCACCCCUGCAGGAAGGAUCUUCCUGAGCCCUGGGCUGCCCCUUGGUGCUGACUGAGCCUGGAGGAGCUGGGAUCCUGGACUCUGUCCAGCAAUGGGAGUGUAGAAGUGGUUCGGUUGAACAGUGAGGUCCCAAAACCCAUUUGAACUACAGACUUCAGUGGGUGGGGAAAUACACAUUGCUGUCAAACCUGCUUCCAUAUCUCUCAACUUGAAACACCCCCUCCCUUCUCCACUUUCCAGCAUUGUCUUCCUCUGUCCAAGGUUUCUGUUGUGUUGAAUUCAGUGGUUACGAUGUGCCUUUCCUUCUCAGGACCUGUUACAAAUGACCUUUUUGCUUUUGUUUAUGUCUAACAUUGAUCUUUAUCCUUUCCUCUGUCAUACUAUAAAACACAAACAUAUUGCAUGGAUUACAAUAAAAAGUGUGGCUUAGCUGA
Messenger RNA from Numida meleagris (helmeted guineafowl), 3169 nucleotides. RefSeq names its product N-acetyltransferase domain containing 1 (gene NATD1). Lineage: Eukaryota; Metazoa; Chordata; Aves; Galliformes; Numididae. The transcript is spliced from 3 exons. The record is from RefSeq and is a predicted model, not a curated record. The coding region runs from base 62 to 394 and encodes 110 amino acids.